AUGCCGCAGCUGAACGGCGGUGGAGGGGACGACCUGGGCGCCAACGAUGAACUGAUCUCUUUCAAAGACGAAGGGGAGCAGGAAGAGAAGAUCUCCGAGAACUCCUCGGCCGAGAGGGAUUUAGCUGAUGUCAAGUCGUCUCUCGUCAAUGAAUCAGAAACGAAUCAAAACAGCUCCUCAGACUCGGAGGCGGAACGGCGGCCCCCGCCUCGGUCCGAAACUUUCAGAGAUAAAUCCCGGGAAAGUUUAGAGGAAGCUGCGAAGAGGCAAGAUGGAGGGUUGUUUAAGGGCCCACCAUACCCGGGUUAUCCCUUUAUAAUGAUCCCCGACCUCAGCAGCCCGUAUCUGCCCAAUGGAUCGCUCUCUCCGACGGCGAGAACGUAUCUGCAGAUGAAAUGGCCACUGCUUGAUGUUCAGGCAGGGAGCCUUCAGAGUAGACAAGCCCUCAAGGAUGCUAGGUCUCCAUCUCCAGCACACAUUGUUUCUAACAAAGUGCCAGUUGUGCAGCACCCACAUCAUGUACACCCUCUUACGCCGCUUAUCACAUACAGCAAUGAGCACUUCACACCGGGAAACCCUCCUCCACACUUACCAGCAGAUGUAGAUCCCAAAACAGGAAUUCCAAGGCCUCCACAUCCUCCAGAUAUAUCUCCUUAUUAUCCAUUAUCACCCGGCACUGUAGGACAAAUCCCCCAUCCGCUAGGAUGGUUAGUACCACAGCAAGGUCAGCCAGUGUACCCAAUCACGACAGGGGGUUUCCGCCACCCUUACCCAACAGCUCUGACCGUCAAUGCUUCCAUGUCAAGGUUUCCUCCACACAUGGUCCCGCCACAUCAUAGUUUACACACAACUGGAAUCCCUCAUCCGGCCAUAGUCACACCAACAGUCAAACAGGAAUCUUCCCAGAGCGACGUCGGCUCACUCCACAGCUCAAAACAUCAGGACUCCAAAAAAGAAGAAGAGAAAAAGAAGCCACACAUAAAGAAACCUCUUAAUGCAUUUAUGUUGUAUAUGAAGGAAAUGAGAGCAAAAGUUGUAGCAGAAUGCACAUUGAAAGAGAGCGCAGCCAUCAACCAAAUCCUCGGUCGAAGGUGGCACGCGUUAUCCAGAGAAGAACAAGCGAAAUACUAUGAACUAGCAAGAAAGGAGCGACAGCUUCACAUGCAGCUGUACCCAGGCUGGUCCGCACGGGAUAACUAUGGAAAGAAGAAGAAGAGGAAAAGAGAUAAGCAGCCAGGAGAGACCAAUGAACACAGCGAAUGUUUCCUAAAUCCUUGCCUUUCACUUCCUCCGAUUACAGACCUGAGCGCUCCUAAGAAAUGCCGAGCGCGCUUUGGCCUUGAUCAACAGAAUAACUGGUGCGGCCCCUGCAGGAGAAAAAAAAAGUGCGUUCGCUACAUACAAGGUGAAGGCAGCUGCGUCAGCCCACCCUCUUCAGAUGGAAGCUUACUAGACUCUCCUCCGUCCUCCCCCGCCAUGCUCGCCUCCCCCUCCAGAGACUCGAAACCACAGACUGAACAAACGCAACCCCUCUCGCUCUCAUUGAAGCCCGACCCGCUGGCACACCUGGUCAUGAUGCCGCCGCCCUCCUCGCUCGUCCUCGCCGAGAGCGCUGCGAGCAAGCCCGGCACCCUGCCUGCCGCCAGCUGCCCCAACGGGGCCCUGGACCAUCCGCCGGCCGCCCUCUCGCCGGCCGCCGCCGCAUCCCUAGCACAGCCCUCGACGUCCUCCUUGCAUUCCCACAGCUCGCUGGCAGGGACACAGCCCCAGCCGCUCUCCCUCGUAACCAAGUCCUUAGAAUAG
This is a messenger RNA of Indicator indicator, 1803 nucleotides long. RefSeq names its product transcription factor 7 like 2 (gene TCF7L2). NCBI's taxonomy places the organism in Eukaryota, Metazoa, Chordata, Aves, Piciformes, Indicatoridae. The coding region runs from base 1 to 1803 and encodes 600 amino acids. The record is from RefSeq and is a predicted model, not a curated record. Gene Ontology annotation, molecular function: RNA polymerase II cis-regulatory region sequence-specific DNA binding; DNA-binding transcription factor activity, RNA polymerase II-specific. The transcript has 14 exons. Gene Ontology annotation, biological process: regulation of transcription by RNA polymerase II; canonical Wnt signaling pathway. Gene Ontology annotation, cellular component: catenin-TCF7L2 complex; beta-catenin-TCF complex.